CCUCAACCGCGCGCGCGGGGGACAGGUCAAACCAAACUCGCAAGUCGCGACGCCGCACCCCACGCCCCCCUCAACGCGGCGAAGCAAACGCAGAUGAGCUGCUAGUGCUAGCUGCCUCCGCAUCCGCUUCCGUUUCCCUUCCCAUAAAAGCCUCCGGCGCGCAGCCCCACCCCCUGAUGACAAACUCGCCCACUUGGUGUGGUUAGAGUCAGAGACCAGCGCUGGCCGCCCGGCCAUGGAGAAGAAGCCGCUGAUGCCGCUGGCGGUGGCGCACAAGCACGCCCACGGUCACGGAGGCGGCGCGGAGCGGACGUGGGCGCGGCCGUGGCGAUGGGCCAAGACCGCCUUCGUCCUCGCGGCCAUGCUCGCGUCGCUCCUGCUCGUGUGCGCGCCGCCGCUGCUGGUCGUGCUCCUCGACCUCGCGCUCCCGCCGGCGCUCCUGUCCGCGACCCUCCGCGGAUCGCUCGCGCCGGCGGUCGUGGCCCAGGCGCGGGCCUUCGACUUCCGCUCGUCGCUCGUCGACCUGCCCGCCGUGUCCGCGGCGCGCGCGCUGCUCAUCCUCUGUCAGUAUCCGCCCACUCCAGACCGGCUUUCGGAUCCCUCCCUGCCCCUCGUGGUAGCUCUCUGGUGGACUGACCGCUUCCCGCGCCGUGUCGUGUCGCACUAUGGCAGGCGCGUACGUGGUGUGCGGCGGCGACGCGUACCUAGGGGUGGUCGUGGCGUGCGCGGCCGGGUCCGUGUCCUACGUGCUCGCCAAGGCCGCGGCCGUGCUGCCGCGCCGCGCCGUGGCCGCUGCAGGUGCCGGUCCGGAGGCCAUGCUCCUGCUGUCCCUGGCGCUCGCCGCCGCGCACCUCGGCGUGGCGUACAGGACCAGCUGCCGCGAGCGCCGGCGAAGGCUCGUGUACAGGAUGGACGUCGAAGGCGCCGUGAGGUUAAAAGGAGGCCAUCAAACACCCAAAGGGCUGAAGCAGUGUAUCGUCUGACACUCUGCUCCCAUCAUCCUCACCAUUAGCGUCCGCUGCAUCACCAUUCACCAUAUACACGUACGUACAGAAAGAUUAACCAAGUUUUUGUUGGGUUCGCCUUCGUCAAGUGUACACUAAGGCUAUCUCCAGUAGCUUUCUUAUUUCACUCUCUAUCUCAUUUCUCCAUUUCAAACUUACAAUUUACAGUAAAAAAAUAGUACUGCUGUUUGCACUAAACGGCCAUAUGCUUACUAUUACCCGUGUAACUACUGUCAGUCCUGUCACUGCUGCAAGUGAACAUACUGUGAAUACUAAACGGCCAUAUGCUUACUAUUACCCCCGGGCCUCCAGCGACGCAGACGCAGGACGAGCCCGGUUUCUUCGUGUUA
Zea mays is the source of this 1354-nucleotide messenger RNA. RefSeq lists its product as uncharacterized. NCBI's taxonomy places the organism in Eukaryota, Viridiplantae, Streptophyta, Magnoliopsida, Poales, Poaceae. The record is from RefSeq and is a predicted model, not a curated record. The coding region runs from base 236 to 1012 and encodes 258 amino acids. The transcript has 2 exons.